CAAGUAGCGCGACGUUUCCCGGCGCCUGCCGCAGGACGCGUGGCACGGCGUGGGGACCCCCAGAGAGCAGAGCCUCGGGGCGCCGGGAGGUGUCGUAGCCGGAACCCUUCCCGGCCACGCCAUGCCGAGCUGGAGGCUGCUGGCUCAGGCCGGCGGCCAAGUGCUGGGCCGCGGUGCUGGCGCCCUGGGUGCUGCCCGGGGCUCGGGGAACAGAGCAAACUUAUGGCUUUUUGUUAGAAGUCUCCAUGGCAAAAGUUGUACUUGGUGGGAUGAGCAUCUUUCUGAAGAAAAUGUCCCGUUUAUUAAGCAGUUGGUCUCUGAUGAGAAUAAAGCUCAAUUAGCAAGUAAACUGUGUCCUCUGAAAGAUGAACCAUGGCCUGUACCUCCUUGGGAACCAGGUUCCUCUAGAGUUGGCCUUAUCGCACUGAAGCUGGGCAUGAUGCCUUUGUGGACCAAGGAUGGUAAACAGCACGUGGUCACAUUACUUCAGGUUCAAGAUUGUCAUGUCCUGAAAUACACUCCAAAGGAAGAUCACAAUGGGAAAAUGGCAGCCCUGACCGUAGGAGGAAAAACCGUGUCACGCUUUCACAAAUCUCCAUCCAUAUUGGAAUUUUACCAAGAACUUGGAUUACCACCAAAACAGAAAAUUAAAAUCUUUCAUGUGACAGAUAACGCUGUAAUUAAGCCAGGCACUCCUCUUUAUGCUGCCCAUUUUCGCCCAGGACAGUAUGUGGAUGUCACAGCCAAAACUAUUGGUAAAGGUUUUCAAGGUGUCAUGAAAAGAUGGGGAUUUGCAGGCCAGCCUGCUUCUCACGGUCAAACGAAAACCCACCGGAGACCGGGAGCGAUUUCCACUGGUGAUGUUGCAAGAGUCUGGCCUGGAACUAAAAUGCCUGGACAAACGGGAAACAGAGACAGGACAGCAUUUGGACUGAAAGUGUGGAGAAUAAACACAAAGCACAACAUAAUCUAUGUAAAUGGCUCUGUACCUGGACAUAAAAAUUGCUUAGUAAAGAUUAGAGAUUCCAAGUUGCCAGCAUAUAAGGAUUUCUGUAAAAAUCUACCAUUCCCUACCUAUUUUCCUGAUGGAGACGAAGAAGAACUACCUGAAGAUUUGUAUGAUGAAAAUGUGUGUCAGCCCAGCGCACCUUCUAUUACGUAUGCCUGACACAGCUGGACAUAGUUGAACCUCACAUAGUCUGUGGACUUUGCUGAGCCAGUGCAAAUGAUAUAAGCAGGAGCUAUAUUCUUUUUUUGGUCAUAACAAUAAUAUUCUUAACAUCUUGUCAAGGGCCUAAAGAUAUUAUUCAUCCCCCAACUGAGUUUUGUUAGAAAAAUUACCAUAUUUAACAGAUCAGCUAAGUAGAUUGGAUGGAUGUACCAAAUUUGAGAUGGGCUGACAAUUUGCAUAUUAGCAAAAUCUUUGUACAUUUUGAGCUGCACUCUUUUUUAUUAUGCAUUUUCCAAAUUAUCUUAAGAUGUUUGUAAAUUUAACUUCUUUUAUUAAAGAUUUGUCUGUCUUUUUGAAGGGGUUGUUUUCAAGCAAUGGAAAAUGAUAUGGGGACUAUGGUGCAGCCUUUUUAAAUAAACCAUUUCCUAAAAUUCACAUUUAUUGUUCUACACCUUAGAGUCCAAUAGGACUGAUCCCUCCUGACAACAUGUCCAAAGUAUGUGAGAUGUAGUCUUACUAUCCUUGCUUCUAAGGAGCAUUCUCGUUGUACUUCUUCCAAGACAGAGUUGUUCGUUCUUUCAUCAGUCCAUGGUAUAUUCAGUAUUCUUCGCCAACACCAGAAUUCAAAGACAUCAGUUCUUCUUCAGUCUUCCUUAUUCAUUGUCCAGCUUUCAUGUGCAUACGAUGCGAUUGAAAAUACCAUGGCUUUGGUCAGGCGGACCUUAGUCUUCAAGGUGACAUCUUUGCUUUUCAACACUUAAAAGAGGUCUUUUGCAGCAGAUUUGCCCAAUGCAGUAUGUCUUUUGAUUUCCUGACUGCUGCUUCCAUGGGGGUGGAUUAUGGAUCCAAGUAAAAUGAAAUCCUUGACAACUUCAAUCUUUUCUCCAUUUAUCGUGAUGUGGUUUAUUGGCCAAGUUGUGAGGAUUUUUGUUUUCUUUAUGUUGAGGCAUAAUCCAUACUGAAGGCUGUGGUCUUUGAUCUUCGUUAUUUGUAGGAAAUAUAAUCCACCUAGAAAAUCAGAAAGAAUCAACUGACAAACUAUUAGAAUCAAUAAAGAGAGUUCAAAAAGGUGGCUGAAUACAAGGUUAAUAUACAAACAUCCCUUAUAAAAGCAGUUAAUUGGGAGAUUUCAUGGGGGUAAUAGCAUUCAUAACAGUAACAAAAAAGACAAGGUACCUAGGAACAAGCCUAACAAAUGUGCUAGGGUGUUACUGGAAAAGAUAACACUUUAUCGAAGGGCACAAAAGAAAAUUUUAAUAAUGGGAGAGGAAUGCAGUCAUGAAUAGGAAGACUCAAUACGGAAUACGGUAAAGAAUUCAGUUCUAUUUUAAAAUCUGGGCAGGACUUCAACUAUUCAAGUUAAUUCUAAAAUUCAUGUACAACUAUAAAGAAUAAUCAAAACUUAAUAUGGUAUCCAUUAAGUAUGCCCCAUUCAGUGUUUAACCCAUUGCCAUUGAGUCAAUUCUGAGCCAUAACGACUAUAAGAGAGUAGAACUGCCCCGUAAGGUUUCCUAGGCUGUAACCCUUAUGGAAGGAGAUUGCCACAUCUUUCUCCGGAGGAGCAGCUGGUGGGUUCGACUAUGUUUAGGGACUUAGAAUACUUACUUCAGUUUAAACUUCGAAAUACUGUAUGUCUUAAUUCCCCUUUUAUUUGAUCAAAAGAUUUUAAUGAACUUAUAGAUGCAUUAAAGUUUGCUGGUAAAGCAAUCGAAAGUGGCUCUUUAAAGACAAGUGGGUGAUUAUUGCUAAGAGAACGUAAAAAUCUUUUUCCUGCAAGAUAUGUUUGUAAAGAGGAGGAGGGAAAGGUAUUUUUGCAUCGUAGUAUCUGAAAAUUGUCAAAUGGUGGAAGGAGAGCAAGAGCAACUCAUGAGCCUAUUGCCCAGAACGUAAGAUGAUUUGAAGAAAGCGGGGAGCCCUUUCCACAGACAACCUGCCCCAAACCCACCACCACCUAUCACUAGUCUGCAGUGGUCCGGAGCCCUGCACUUGAGUUUUAUGGAGAAAAUUUCUAAUCACCUUUCAGGAUCACAAGUGUGAGCCCUGUAUUUCAAGAGCCGUACGGGGCAAAAAACAUUCAUUCCCAUCCUCUACCCCCAUCCCAGGCCCUAAAGCAACAAGAAAUAGAGCUCUAUCUCCCCAUCUGCUCCCCACUGCCGGCACCUUGUACCACUAGCUACCUGCUUACUGGAGAGGAUCUGGACCCCAUUCCAGCAGGCUUGCUGGGUGGCCAGAAGUGUGUCCUCUUGAAUGAGGUGCUAAAGGAAGAAGCCUUCCCUCCAGUCAUGGAAUACAUUAGCCAAAGUCCACCUGGCCCAACACUAAGCAAAACACAUGAUUUGCUAAGGACCUUGGAUCACUAUUUCUGGCUAUGGCACAAGCGGCUUGCCUCAGCAUCUGUCCUCAAAUGGACAGUGGAAAGUGGAAUUCUGCUGUCUAAGAAUAGGAAGUAAUAGUCCCAAUGCUGGCUUGCUUACCUCCUUGUGUGGAACCUGCGGGCAAUAUUAGAUGUCUACUGAACAGAACUCAAAGCGACCCUAUAGGACAGAGUAGAACUGCCCUGGAAAGUGUCCAAGGAGCGCCUGGUGGAUUCAAACUGCAGACCCUUUGGUUAGCAGCCGUAGCACUUACAGGGUCGCUAUGAGUCGGAAUCGACUCGACGGCACUGGGUACUGGGUACUGAACAGAAAGCUGCUGGGUAGAUAGUAGAGGAAUUUGAUUUUUAGCAGUAGAGCCCUCUAGGGUCCUGAUUUGGGCUUGGACUUGCUUUACUGUUUCAGAUGUUGUCUUUAAGUAGGGGCCCUUUUUGUAACUAAACUUUACUCAAAUUAGACAUUUGUUCAACAUUGGUUGGUACUAGUUUUGAAGUAAUAAAAUAUGGAAAUACUGAACUUUGGGUAUGUUCUGUAGGCUUCAGGAAGGCCAACUGGCCAAGGAAUCCCUACGUUUAGAGUUACGCCAAGUAUUGGUCAUCCUCCUUCCUUCCCAGGACCCUUAUCUUACCCAGAAGCCUGUUCUAUGGCAGCUAAAGGUGGAAUUCUAAUGUUGACUAGUCCUUUCUUCACACUGGACCCUGACAUGGGUAAAUUGGAUGAUGUCACAAACACUAAAACUUCAAUGAAAGCAUUUCUUACAGCAGGUGUAAGGAUAUAAUUUACAAAGGGAUUAAAUAUUUGAGAGUGUAAUAGUGGGCUCUUUGACAACCUGUGAUAUGCAGAUCGUACGACUUGCUGAAAGUGAAGAGGACUUGAAGCACUUACUGAUGAAGAUCAAAGACGACAGCCUUCAGUAUGGAUUAUAUCUCAACAUAAAACAAAAAUCCUCACAACUGGACCAAUGAGCAACAUCAUGAUAAAUGGAGAAAAGAUUGAAGUCAAGGAUUUUACUUUACUUGGAUCUAAAACCAGUGCCCACGGAAGCAGCAGUCAAGAAAUCAGAUGUAUUGCAUUGGGCAAAUCUGCUGCAAAAGACCUCUUUAAAGUGUUAAAAAGCAAAGAUGUCACUUUGAAGGCUAAGGUGCGCCUGACCCAAGCCAUGGUAAUUUCAGUCUCCUCACAUGCAUGCGAAAGCCGGAUAAUGAAUAAGGAAGACAAGAGAAAAACUGGUACCUUUGAAUUAUGAUGUUGGCGAAUAAUGUUGAAUAUACCAUAGACUGACUGAAGAACAAACUACUCUGUCUCGGAGGAAGUACAGCCAUAGUGCUCCGUAGAAGCAAGGACAGCAAGAUGUCACCUCACGUACUCUGCGUAUGUUAUCAGAAGGGACCACUCCAUGGAGAAGGACAUCAUGCUUGGUAGAGAGUCAGCUAGAAAGUGGAAGAAUCUCAAGGAGAUGGGUUGCCACAGUGGCUGCCACAAUGGGCUCAAACGUAGCAAAGGUUGUGAAGAUGGUGCAGGACCCGGCAGUGCUUCAUUCUGCGACAGCAACUGAUAACAACAACAAAACUGUGAGAAAAUUAAUUUCUGUUUGUUAAAGCCACCCAUUUAUGGUAUUUCUGUUACAGCUGCACUGGAUAACUCAGACAGACACUCUUGGCCAUGUAGCAGCAAACGCCCGCUACGGGAGGAAAGAGAGCAGCGUCUGAGAUGCUGACACUGAGCGUGUUGUUUGUACCUCUGGGAUGAAUGCUCCAACGCAGACCCCUUUAAAUGUUUGUAUUACCCCUCACUCUUGGCAGAGGUACCGUGUGUCAGAAUAGAAGCACAGCACCGUGACUUCCUGUGGCACGAGUUUUGCAAAUAGUCUCCUAGCCUGCAGUGGGAUGUCCUUUUGCCAGCUACUUUGUUGCUUUUACACGGCUAAUUUCCUUGGUUGGAUUGCAUUAGCCUAGAAAUGCCCAUUACUCUUAUUUUGCCUCAAGUUUACCACUUUGGGUGUUCUCCUCACUUUUGCAGAAAAUAUGGCAGGGAGAAUAGACUUGUACUGCUCACCUGGUUUUUAUAAAUAGUUACAUACAUGGUGGUGCGCUUUUGACAAGAUAGGGCAUGUUGCUGGUAUCUAUUUUCCUGAUCUGCUGACCCAAGAGAGCGUUUGAAGAAAGACACAAACAGGUCACGGUGCUGUGAGGCCACGUUGGGCAAACUUCUUCAGGAGCUUUGUAAUCAUAUGUGUCAUUUCAUGGCUACCGGUUUUCUGUAUAGGAAGCAGUUCCUCACGAGAGUUUUCUUGACUAAUGACAAAGCUUCUGCUGCCUUCAGGAAUUUUUCAUGAAGUUGACUUUAGUGUCGUAACAGAUAUUCUCCUUCAGUUUGCAGUUUUACUGCUGUAUCUGCUAUAAUGCCUCAUCUGCCAUCUUCCGGUAUUAAUCCCUACAGUAGUAAUUCCUCCCAGACCAGGAACAUGGCCCCAGCAAUGACAAUGGUCUCUCAAUUCGUGCCUUACAAGACCAAAUGAUGACUGUCAUUCAGAUUCUUUCCAGCAAUUGCCUAGAAUUCCCCAAAAUGAGAGGACCCAGGUAAAGUGUCACUGUCCCAUCCAGAAAACAGAGUCCUGAGCGUGCAGGGUCAGCAGCCUCAAUUUCAUCAUUUACUUUUCUGCUUUUAACUGUUGUCUCCAAAGAACUUAGAGCGUCCAUAUCACGCAUUGUUUUCCGUUGUUUUUAGAUUAAUGAACUGGCCUGUUCAAGCUAGACGAGCCAAAUUAAUCUCAGUGGAUGCAAUCUGUAGCACCACAAAAGGAAAUAAAUGAUUUGAACCCAGCUGGCCAAAAAAUCUUCUUGACACAGGAGGUGCAUAAUUGCUCCUUCCUGACAUCUGGCUGAGAGAGUCAAAGUGACAGUUCUGGUCUCGAGUCUCCAAAAGUAGGCUUUCUGUGAGCGUUGAGUAUGGCUUAAGGCAUUUAGAAUUUAUUUAUUUUUAUUUUUAUUUUUGAAGAAAACACAUAGGACAUCCAUCAAGUGCUGACACUGCUUUGAAUUUGCUUUAUUUUAGAAGGAACAAACUAAACACUUCAUCACAAAUGUCACGGCAAAAAUGCAUGGACAACUUAUAUUAAUGGAAUUGUGUCAGAAUGAACAAUAAUAAAUGGCUUUCUUGGGCAUCCCACACUAAUUUUCUUAUCUGAGGUAGUGGUGUAGUUAAUAACAAAGCAAAGAUGACACCAGAGCUGUUGGUGCCCUGUCCAUUUUACUCUGCUAACAGGAAGUAUUGAGUCUGAUGCUUUACCUCACAGAGGAGUCCAGGUGUGGCUGUUCGCCCCCCUCCUCAAACAUGGGGAGCUAGGCUGUUAAUAGCAUCCAGCCUGCUGACAAAAUAUCACCAUAAAUGGCAGAACAGAGGUGACAGUAUCCACAGAGGAAAUAGGUAUUUAGGAAAAUAUGAAUCAAAGCUGAGGGAGUAUAGAAAGAAAGAAGAGGUGAUAAAAUGAAAGCUAUUUUUUUUUAAUAAGGAAAAGAUCUGUGUUACAUAAAAACACAGGACUUUUUCUACCUGUGAAAUGAGAACAGGCAGCAUCUCCGCUCCGCUUGCAUGGUUCAUUUCUCUAAACAGUAACCAGUGAGGAUGCCCUGCAUUGGGAAGGUGUCAUGGAUUGAAUUACGUCCCCCAAAAAUGUGUGUAUCAACUUGGUUAGGCCAUGAUUCCCAGUAUUGUGUGGUUGUCCUCCAUUUUGUGAUUGUAAUUUUAUGUUGAGAGGAUUAGGGUGGGAUUGUAACAGCACCCUUACUCAGGUCACCUCCCUGAUCCAAGGUAAAGGGAGUUUCCCCGGGGUGAGGCCUGUACCACCUUUUAUCUCUCAAGAGAUAAAAGGAAAGGGAAGCGAGCAAAGAGUUGGAGCCCUUAUACCACCAAGAAAGCAGCACCAGGAGCAGAGCGCCUCCAUUGGGCCCGGGGUCCCUGUACCUGAGAAGCUCCUUCACCACAAGGACCUUCCUCCAGAGCCAACAGAGAGAGAGAGCCUGAAGGGAGGGAAAUGCCUCAGACACAAGGAGAUUCUCACAAUGGUUUAUAAAGGCAGCCUUGCAUUUACCUGGAAACCCUGGUUGUGUUGUGGUUAAGAGCUAUGGUUGCUAACCAAAAGGUUGGCAGUUCAGAUCCACCAGGCUCUCCUUGGAAACUCUACAGGACAGUUCUACUCUGUCCUACAGGGCUGCUAUGAAUCAGAAUCAACUUGACAACAACCGGUUUGGUUUGGUUUUGGUUUUGGCUUUACCUAAAGCAGUGGUUCUCAAUCCUGGCCGCAUAUCAGAACUACCCAGGGAGCUUUUAAAACCCUAGUCCAAUGUUUUCAGAAUCUCUGGAGGUGGAACCCAGGCAUCAGGGCUGGGUUAAAGCCCCCCAGGAAAUCCGAUGUACAGCCAAGGUUAAGAACCUCUGGUCUAAAACAACAUCAUGUAUAGACAGGCAAGGUACUUAUAUGAAAGCCAGGCCAAUUAGUUGGGAACCCACCAGAGCAAUCCAAUUGUCUCCAAUUUGGAGACAACUUUAUUAAAAAGUAAAAAUACUGUUUUAUAAGUGUAUAAAAAGCCAUUGCUGUUGAGUUGAUUCCAACUCACAGCAAUCCUAUAGGACAGAGUAGAACUGCCCCCAUACCGUUCUCAAGGAGCCGCUGGUGGACUUGAACUGCCAACCUUUUGGCCAGCUGCCAAGCUUUUAACCACUGUGCCACCAGGAGUUCGACUUAUAUGUGUAUACUACUAUUUUUAUUUUAAGGUGGUUUGUGUUCAUGUGAAAGUACCACCUUGGGAAAAUGCUUUACACCUUGUGAUAGUUAAGGUUGUGUGUCAACUUGGCUGGGCUAUGAUUCUCAGUGGUUUAAUAGUCAUUGAUGAUAUGAUCACUUCCAUGAUGAGAUUUGAUAUUAUGUGAUCACCUCCAUAAGGGGAUCUGCUGUGAGUAGCCAGUCGAUUGAAAGGAAGUUUCCUUGGGUGUGUGGCCUGCAUUGAAUGUAAGUGGAUAUUCUGUCAAGGCUUGUGGGCUUUUGUUUGUUCUGGAUCCUGCAGCUGUCUCCGGUUCCUCUGAUCUCCAGUUCUUGGGACCUGAGCCAGCAGCUUACCUGCUGUCUUGCCUGCUGAUCUUUGGAAUUCGUCAGUCUUCACAGCCUGUGAGCAAGAGCCCUGCUCACUGACCUGCUGAUCUUGGGUUCACUGGCCCCAGUAGCUAUGUGCAUCAGGAGAAGCAUUCUAUUCUGAUGCAUCAGCUUGGGACGUUCCAGUCUCUACAACCAUGUUACAUCACUGAUCCAAUGUAAAGGGAGUUUCCCUGGAGGGUGGCCUGCACCACCUUUUAUCUUACAAGAGAUAAAGAGAAAGAGCAGCAAAGACAGAAGAGGGACCUCAUACCACCAAGAAAACAGUGCCAGGAGCAGAGCACAUCUUUGGACCCAGUGUUCCUGCGAGGAGAAGUUCCUAGUCCAGGGGAAGAUUGAUGAGAAGGAUCUCCUUCCAGAGCUGACAGAGAGAGAAACCCUUCCCCUGGAGUUGAUGUCCUGAAUUUGGACUUCUAACCUACUAGAUUGUGAGAAAAUUAAUUUCUCUUUGUUAAAGCCAUUCACUUGUGGUAUUUCUGUUAUAGCAGCACUAGAUGACUAAGACACCAGCUAAAACUGCCGAACCAUCUUUAAAAAAAUCAACUCAAAAUUUAAUUGAAUGGUGGAUUCUUACAGCUUUGUAAGGACAAUGUCCCAAUUUUCUCUGCACCCAUGAGAUGGUGAGGUGCAUUGAACAGGGCAGUUAGGCACUCCUGGCCUCUGUGCAUUUUCAUGGGCAGGCAAGGCUAGGAAGAAUGUCUAUGUAUUCACCAUUCCUCCUAUUUAUUUGAUAAGUUGACCUAAUUUAUCAAACACAGAAGGUCAAUGAUCUGGAGAACUUUAAGAAAUCUUCUAAUGAUCCUUUUCUUUCACCACCAGGUAAGAAAAUGUCAGAACUUCUCAGGCUUUUGGUGAUUCCUAGGCAUAGAGAUGCCACCAUUUCUGACCAAGGUAGGGGUCCUCUUUGGUACCUCCUGGAUUCUUGGGAUGUUGAUUCUAUGUUGAGUCAAGGGUAGUUUCCUGUUUUCAUAGAAAUGAUAAAUAGUAGGAAAGACAUUCGGAAAACCCACUGAAUGAGAAAAUAUAAAUUAGGAAAAUAUCAUUAUGGGCCAAUGGACACUUAGUUUGAUUUUAAAAAACACCAAAGAAAAGAAAUAAUAGCAUUUUUAAAAAUAACCUUUGUUUAUUUUCCAUUACAAAAGUAAUAUUUAUUUUUUAUGUAAAAUUUAAAACAAAAACAAUUCAUGAUUUUACCCUGCAGAGAUACUAUGACUGAUGACAUCUUCUAGACCUUCUAUGUAUAGAUCUAUGUAUAGAUCUAUAUUUAUAAUAAAUAGGAUUGUGCUGUUUUAUAGUAUUUAUUUCAGUUGAGAAUAUAUCUUUUAAUAUCAUUAAGCUUUUGCUUUUUGAUGUUGCUUUGUGUUUAUCAUUAGAAACUCUUCUGUGAUGAACAUCUUUUUAGCUAAAUCUUUGUGGACAUCAUUUGUUAUUUUCUUAAGUAAAUUCCUAGAAAUGAAAUGACUGGGUGAAAGAAUAUGUAGUACUGAAUUGCCCCUCAGAAAGAUUUUGCCAAGUUAAAUGUGUUCAAAAUGUCAACCUCCUCUGUUGAGACAAAAAUAGCUGUUACCUGCUGCCUGACUGAGGUAUACAAGGGCUUCCCCCUCAAGUGAUUACGCACGUACUAGUAAUUUUUCCCCUAGUUCUUAAUAGGGAUUUUGCUUUUAUCCUCUUCUUCCGUAAGAUCCAGAAGGGGAAUGCCCAACUUGCCUUUACAUCACUUUUCUCCCUUCACUCCUAAAACUGCAUUUUUCCUCCAGUGAUCGAAGCAAGGUCCUGUACUAACAACUUGGAACUUCCAGAAUCUCUAGGAAGAAAGAACUAAUCUCUAGCGUCCUGGGUGAAGUUAUAAGCUACCACAUGGAAAGCAGGAAGAAACGCAAAAGCCUGUAUCACUUCAGCUAGUGGAUAUUGGAUGGGUUCAAGUAUCUCUAUCUGGGGCUGUCCAGAACCCCAGGAGGGUGCGCCACUGCACAGCAAGGGAGGAAAGAGGCUGGUUUCAUGGGCCUGCGUGGUGAAAGGCAGUGUUCAGACUGGCAGCAUCAAAGCAGUAUUACACUUGACAACCCUGAUAGAGAUAGACAGCUGCUGCCGAGUUGACUUUGACUCGUGGCAAUCUUACAUGCAAUAAAACAAAACACUGCCCAGUCCUGCAUCAUCCUCACAAUUGCUGGAAUGUUCAAGUCCAUCCUUGAAUCAGGUAGAGGAAGAUCUUUAGUCCUUCAGGUGUCCCUGCCUUGACUCCCCCAAUACUGAGUACAAGUAUGUGUUCAAAUGAACCAACUCUUCUUAGCCUGGCUUCCGUGGUAAUUAUCUCAUCCCAACCCAACAUUCCUAUUCAUGGUGCAUGGCAAUUAAUAUUUAGGUGUAUAUUGUCAGGUAUAUACAGUCCCACUCUGUGUGUGUCUUUCUGGUAAGUCAUCAUACCUCCUUUUAAAAAGGGAAUGAAGAAAGGGCGGGAGAAAGCAAGAAAAGGAGAUUAACUGAAGGAUUUUAUGAGAGCUAAUUUGAAACUGGAACUGUGUAUCUUAGGUUCUACUUUUAGUUCCUUAACGGCUGGAAAGAAUUGAUUCCUUUCCAGUCAUCCAGAACAAGGAGGACAUAAUAACAUUCAUGAAAUUCUUGUUGAAGAAGACUUAAAUUCGGGAGUGAGAAGAACUCACAUGGUAGGCAAUCAGUAAAUACCUUCAGGAGAAAUGGAAGGGGGAUGGAAAGAGGAGGAAGAAAGGAGAAAUAAAUUAUGGCCUGGAAACAUCUCCUUAAGCUACAGAUAGAAUCAGCCCAGCAGGGCAGUUAGCCAGUUGCCAUAGUGUCAAUUCAGACUCACGGUGAACCCAUGUGUACAGAGUAGAACUGCGCUCCCUAGGGUUUUCGUGGCUGCGACCUUUUGGAAGUAGACGGCCAGGCCUUUCUUCUAAAGUGCACUUGGGUGGGUUCAAAACACCAACCUUUCAGUCAGCAGCUGAGCACUUAACCAUUAGUGCCACCUAGGGACUCCACAGGGCAGUUACACAGACCAUUUCUUCCCUAUAUGUGUGAUGCUUGCAUUGGGUGGGGAAGCAGACCUAGACUGACAGAGGGCCAAGUGAUCUGGGCUCUGCCCCAGGGUCGCUGAUUUGGCCAGCACUUCCAGUAACACAGAUUGAAGUGUCUAAAUGAAGUUGCAAAAUCCUAAAAGGUGCUGAGAAGCUGAUAAAGGCAAAAGAAAGGAGCAGAACGUUCUUCAAUCCAUUCAUAAUUGCCAGUGAUGUUUGAGGAUCUUACUUGCUUAUCGCAGGGCUCAGAAAGUUUCUAAGGGACCCUGUAGAAGUCCCCACCCUACCCAGGCAGUUCUGUCCCCUGGGACAGGAAGUAGAAAGUGAAUCUCUCAGGAAAUAUUUCUAUAUUUUUUUAAAUAUAUUUUUUCAAGAAAAUGUUUUUAAAAAUUGUCAGAUCUACUUUUUCUGUCCCAUGUGCUCUUAUUUAGCAUGCGUGCCAUUUCCUCAUUAUGAAUUAACCAUAUAACGUUUUACCAAAGUUCAUCAUUGAGCUACUGAUAAUUCUUUAGCCAGUGCUUAACUACCUGCAGAGUUCAGUAGGGUGUCUUGGUUUAGUGCUGCUAUAGCAGAAAUACCACAAAUGGAUGGCUUCGACAAACAGAAGUUUAUUCUCUCACAGUUUAGGAGGCUAAAAGUCCAAAUUCAGGGUGCCUGCUCUAGGGGAAGGCUUUCUCUGUCAGGCCUGGGGGAAGGUCCUUGUCAUCAUUCUUCCCCUGGUCUAGGAGCUUCUCAGCACAAGAACCGUGGAUCCAAAGGACACACUGUGCUCCAGUGUUGCUUUCUGGGUGACAUGAGGACCCCUGUCUCUCUGCUCCUCAAAAGAGAUUGUCUAAAGGUACAACCUAAUUUUGUAGAUUGAGUCCUGCCUCAUUAACAUAACUGCCUGUAAUCCUUGCUCAUUAACAUCAUAGAGGCAGGAUUUACAACACAUAGGAAAAUUACAUCAGAUGACAAUAUGGUGGACAGUCACACAUCACUGGGAAUCAAGGCCCAGACAAGUUGACACAAAUCUUUGGGGGACACAGUUCAAUCCAUGGCAUAGAGCUUCCUAUUAUCUGUCCUAAAAUCACUUUUUUCAAGCUCCAAGGGGCAGUGCUAUGACCAAGAUUUUUGAAAUUUGAUAGACAAGCUCAUGAUCCUUCUGUCCCCAUGUCAUUAGACUUCAACCCUAGAGGCUCUUAGUCUUCUGUGAAUUCCCAGGGCAUGAAAUAUGGCCUGUUCACCUCUCUGUGUGUUCCCAUGUUUGGCAUAGUGUCCGACAGGUGACGUGGAAGGGCCUGCAAAAGGCUUGUAAACAAAGGGAAUGGUAUGAGCAUACUGAAGUCUUUAUUUGCUUUUCUUUUUUCCGUAUUUUUGAUCAUUUUAUUUGCUUUUCUCUGGACUGGUUUCAUAUCUGUACUCCAUAUACACUAUGCUUGCAACUUUUCUGUAAGUUUGAUGUUAUUUCCAAAUAAAAAGUUAAAAAAAAAAAAAAGAA
This is a messenger RNA of Loxodonta africana (African savanna elephant), 13204 nucleotides long. It is a transcript of the gene MRPL3, whose product is annotated as mitochondrial ribosomal protein L3. The transcript is spliced from 11 exons. Gene Ontology annotation, molecular function: structural constituent of ribosome. Bases 122 to 1168 code for a protein of 348 amino acids. Lineage: Eukaryota; Metazoa; Chordata; Mammalia; Proboscidea; Elephantidae. Gene Ontology annotation, biological process: translation. Gene Ontology annotation, cellular component: ribosome; mitochondrial large ribosomal subunit. The record is from RefSeq and is a predicted model, not a curated record.